Aspergillus steynii IBT 23096 is the source of this 3309-nucleotide messenger RNA. RefSeq names its product SacI domain and endonuclease/exonuclease/phosphatase family protein. Gene Ontology annotation, cellular component: cytoplasm; membrane. Gene Ontology annotation, biological process: phosphatidylinositol dephosphorylation. Gene Ontology annotation, molecular function: phosphatidylinositol-3,5-bisphosphate 5-phosphatase activity; phosphatidylinositol-4,5-bisphosphate 5-phosphatase activity. The record is from RefSeq and is a predicted model, not a curated record. The transcript is spliced from 8 exons. NCBI's taxonomy places the organism in Eukaryota, Fungi, Ascomycota, Eurotiomycetes, Eurotiales, Aspergillaceae. The coding region runs from base 1 to 3309 and encodes 1102 amino acids.
AUGUCUAGCUUGCGAAUCCUUGCGAGAAAUCACCCUCAACGUACUCUAGCUUUGGCCACCACUGAUUACGUUCUAAUCUUCAAGCAUAGCUCCACAAUCUCCAAACCCAGCAGCCAGCGGCGAACUGAUUCACCACGUUGUUUAGUUGAAUUUGCUAGUCAGUCAGACGUAGAUUUGAGCAGCUAUCAGAAACUAGGUGAUGGCUAUGGCACGCUGGGAUUGAUUACUUUUGACGACGAGGUUUUUCUCUCCGUCGUCACCGCCCGUUCCAAAGCCGCAACGAUCAGGCCUGGAGAGAAUAUUUCACGAAUUGACAAUGUGGAUUUCUUCUGCCUUAAUCACUCAGAAUACGAGGAUGGCUUUGACCAUGAGCUCAGAUCGUCGUCCCCUGCAACCGAAGACUUCACGCAUAAUGUUGGCCUGGACUCCAAAGAGCUGGUUGCGGAACACCCCUUCCUAGCUCUGAAAAAGCUUCUCGGUGAUGGCAGUUUCUACUAUAGCCUUGAUUUCAACCUUACAGACAGACUACAGGACCGUUCGGACAAGUCGGCAACUUUCGACAUUGAGUCUCUAGAUGAAGACAUGCUAUGGAAUUCAUACAUGAUUCAUCCUCUUCUUCUUUUCAGGAGCCACCUAUCGUCCCGCGAAAAACAGCAUCUAGACUCUUGUCAGAUCCUCACUUGUGUGAUAAGAGGCUUCUCUAGUACCCUAACAAUCCCGGCUUCCGUCUCCAUCCUGCCUCGGUUACAAACCCAUUACCCCUCUACGCUAAGCAUAAUAUCACGACAGUCCUCUCGACGUGCUGGAACGAGGUUCAAUUCCCGCGGCAUUGAUGAUGAUGGCCAUGUCGCAAACUAUGUUGAGACCGAAACAAUACUUUGGAUGCCGCCUGGGAUUACAUUUUCUUAUGUCCAAGUUCGGGGAUCGGUACCUAUAUUUUGGGAGCAAGCAUCAGCGUUCCUCCCCGGUCAGCAGAAAAUCGACGUGACCCGAUCUAGCGAGGCAACGCAGCACGCAUUUGACAAACAUUUCGAGGGGCUUGAAUUAGAAUAUGGUGCAAUACAUGUGGUCAACCUUCUCAGUGAACUGAAGCCCGCGGAAUCCGAGCUUUCGGCAAAGUUCCGGGAGCAUAUCAAGAGAAGCCCUUUGAAUCAAAAGACGGGGCUGGAUAGCAUCUCAGAUCAUACCCUCCUACGUGCUACGGAGUUCGAUUUUCACGCAGAAACUCGCGGCCCUUUAGGAUAUGCAGCCAGCGGCCUGGUCAAGCAUGAAAUAUCGCAUUCGAUGGACGGGUUUGCAUUCUUCUUGUCUGAAAAUAACUCUGUGAUGAAAUUCUCAGAUGACGGCCAGACAACCCUGAUGGGCUCUUCCACUGUCCUCCAACAGGAGGGCGUUUUUCGUACCAACUGCUUGGAUUGUCUUGAUAGAACUAAUCAUGUUCAGAACAUUAUUAGUUCGAUGGCCCUCGAAUCCUUCUUUCUCCAACAAGGGGCAACCUUGGGCUCCGAUGUGCAGCUGAGGCAUUCGACUCUUUGGGCCGAUAACGGAGAUGCACUAUCUAAGAUAUAUGCCGGCACAGGGGCCCUGAAGAGCUCCUUCACACGUCAUGGAAGGAUGUCGCUUGCUGGUGCGCUGGCAGAUGCUCGCAAGACUGCCACUCGACUUUAUGUCAACAAUUUUUCGGACAAAGCGCGCCAAAAAACGAUAGACCUUUUGCUGGGGCGUCUUACAGGCCAGGUAGCGGUGCAUCUUCAUGACCCAAUUAACGAUUUGGUUUUGACGGAAUUAAAUCGGCGGGCGUCAGAAUAUUCUUUUACUAAAUCCAUCAAGAUCUGGACUGGGACCUUCAAUGUGAAUGGGCGACACCUGGGAACAGAUGUCGACCUUACACCGUGGUUGCUGCCAGAACUUGAAACCAACGACCCCAUGAUAUUCGCUGUUGGGUUCCAGGAAAUAGUUGCGUUGAGUCCCCAACAAAUAAUGUCCACCGACCCUUCCACUCGUAAGACGUGGGAGGCCGCGGUCGGGAACUGCCUGAAUAGCUCUGCAAGGUCUAGAGGAACCACGAAGUAUGUUCUUUUACGCAGUGGCCAACUCGUUGGUGCUGCCCUGAUGGUAUUCGUGAGAGAGGAUGUUUUAAAGGAGAUCAAAAAUGUGGAAGGGAGUGUGAAGAAGACAGGUCUUUCCGGAAUAGCCGGCAACAAGGGAGGCUGUGCCAUUCGCCUGGAGUACUCCAAUACUCGAAUAUGCUUUGUUACCGCGCAUCUCGCUGCAGGGUUUGCCAAUUAUGAUGAAAGAAACAGAGAUUAUGAAACCAUAUGCCACGGGCUGAGAUUCCAAAGGAAUAGAUCAAUCGAUGACCACGACUCUAUCAUAUGGCUGGGGGAUUUUAACUAUCGAAUCGGCCUUGGCAACCACAACGUCAGGGAGCUCGUGCUGCAGAGAGAUUACCAAAAGCUCUAUGACAACGACCAGUUGAACUUGCAAAUGGUUACCGGGCGGGCUUUCCAAUUUUAUACGGAAGGGUCCAUUUCCUUUCCUCCUACUUACAAGUACGAUGUCGGAAGAGACGAAUACGACACCUCGGAGAAAGCACGUAUACCAGCUUGGUGUGACAGAGUGCUCUGGAGAGGAACAAACCUCCAUCAAGUAAACUACAAAGCUGCAGAUCUGCGGUUUUCGGACCACCGCCCAGUUUGGGCCACUUUCCUUUGUGAAAUCAGCACAGUUGAUGAAACUGCAAAGAGCGAGCUAAGGCGCUCCCUUUAUUAUCAGAAACGGAGCAAUUCAGGUGAUCUAGUGGCAUGUUCCGGGGAAACAUUCGGUUUGAGUGAUGAGGAACUCACAAGGUUCGAUCCUAUUAUGCCAGGGCUUCCGCCAGCCAGUUCAGACCAUCAGAAAUGGUGGUUGGAUCACGGUGCCCCUGUGAAGUCAACUGUGAAGCCUCCCGAUGUUGAAUAUACUCUCAGCAGCUACCGUAGGUCUAAUCCUUUCUCGUCUAGUAGCAACUCCAACUGGGUUCUUGAUCAUAAAAAAAGCGGAUCUGCUGCUUCCAGACCUCAGCCGUCCUCAAGGAUGACUGUCUCCAGCACGACAAAUCAGUCCAGGUCAAAUAGUGACACCUGGUGUGGAAGCCACCCGGAUGGGUCGGAAUAUGAAGAUACCACUACUGUGCAUGGGAGUCUGUCGCCCAACACAAGGGCUGCCCCACCCAUUCCACGAAAGCCGGUCUUACUUACCACGGCUCUUCGGAAGCAACAGGGGGGCACUGGAAGCCUCUUCUGCCGCAGUGAUCCUUCUCGGCAGUGA